Messenger RNA from Mycena citricolor, 3077 nucleotides. Lineage: Eukaryota; Fungi; Basidiomycota; Agaricomycetes; Agaricales; Mycenaceae. The record is from the annotation of a GenBank genome assembly.
GAAGUUUCUCGGCCACCCGAUCACCAAACUAUGAUGCGACAACACACCUGAACUCAUACACGGCCAAUUCGAGAAAUACUGCGACAACAAUGGGAUUGGGUACGAGAAAACGGUUCCAGAUGCGUCCCAGCAGGUUGGGGGGGCAGAAAGAGUUAACCAGAUCAUUGAACGAGGUGCGCGUGCUAUGCUGGUAGACGGUGAACUGAGCAUGUUCCUGUGGCCACUCGCUGCGCAAGCCACGGUGCACAUCAAAAACCGUGUGCCACAUCAAUCCCUCGCCGGCAAGAGAACGCCGUUCGAGCUGUGGUUCCAUCGCAAACCCGACCUCUCACACCUCCGUCCUUUCGGUGCACUGGUCACUGCACGCAAGACAACUUCUGACACCCUCAUGAAGCUCACACCGCAAGGCGAGGAGGGACGUUUUGUUGGCUAUGCACGCGAUUCCAAGGGCUACCUGAUAUGGUUCCCCAAGUCGAGAACCAUUCGUUCCAGGCGUGACGUUUGAUUCCACGGAUUCCCCGACAUUCUACCUCCUGUUCCGCUCUCGGAUAUACUUUGGGACAAUGGUCUGACUGGGCGCGACGCCAGAUCGGGCGAUGGUCAAAUACGAAUUGGUUUGGACAGGGAAGAUGUAACAAUGCCGUCCUCAGAGGCGAUGCCGUCCUCAGAGACGAUGCCGUCUUCAGCGACGAAGUCGCCGUCGGUGGCUGACAUUCCGGAAUCCCCGAUGCCGUCUUCAGCGACGAAGACCCCGCCCUCAGAAGCGAGCUCAACGGACAUGCCCUUUGUGCAUGACUCACCCGAUGUUGCUCCGACUGAGGACGUUCCUAUGGCUGAGGCGCCCCGAUCGACUCGAGUCCGCCGAAUACCUGCUCGUUUUCUGAUCAACCUCUCUGAGGUCGAGGGGGGACGGAUACUAGAGCAGGUACUGGAACACGGCGACGAGAUUGAGAUCGAAUGCGAGAAGGAGGAACUCCCACUUGUCACUUUGGUCAUGGCAAGAGCUGAAGCCAGUGUUCAAACUGCGGAAGAAACUGUCUUGGCUGCACUCACCGACCCAAUUGACGAUCCCGACGCUCGAGACCCCCAAUCACUGCAUGAAGCCGAAGCCAGUAUCUACUGGAACUACUGGCUAGCUGCUCUACACGAGGAACUGGAGUCUCUCAAGGCAAAGGGAGUCUAUGAGGAGGUGGACAGGCUCCCGCCAGGCAGGACAGCAGUGAAGUCCAAGUGGGUUCUACAUCUCAAGCGCGACCAAGAUGGGAAGAUCGCCCGCUUCAAAGCGCGUCUGGUUGCCAAAGGCUUCACGCAGAUACCUGGCCAGGAUUUCACAUACACAUUCGCCCCAGUUGCACGAUGGGAAGCCAUUCGCCUGGUUCUGGCCCUAGCUGCCGAUUACGACAUGGUUCUCCGCCAGGUCGACGUCAAGACAGCUUUCCUGAACGGACUGCUUGAUGAAGAAAUAUACAUGCGCAUGCCAUCCAUUGUAGGCGAAGGGUUUUGGCGACUUCUCAAGGGUCUGUACAGCCUGAAACAGGCGGGUUGUCAAUGGUACCUCGAACUCAACUCACGACUGGAGGCUAUUGGGUUCAAACGAACGGAGUCCGACUGGAGCGUGUAUACCAGGACACGAGGAGCAGAGAGAUCUUACCUCACCGCCAGCGUUGACGACAUGCUGAUUGCCUCGUCAUCCACCAAGGAGUCGAACCUAGUUGUCGAAGAACUUGCGAAGCAGUUCGAGAUCACCGACAACGGCGAACCAAAGUUCCACCUUGGCUGUUCCAUCACACGUGACGACGACGGAAUCCGGCUCGACCAGAAGACAUAUGUUGAAUCCAUCUUGCGCACUUACGGGAUGGAGAAAUGCAACUCGGUCCAGACCCCAAUGGAAGCGAACGUGCGGUUGUCCCCGGCUACUGCAGAGGAGCAUGAGCUCGUCAAAGACUUCCCAUAUGCUGGAGUUGUCGGCAAGUGUAUGUACCUCACGACUUGCACGCGACCAGAUAUUGCUUUCACGGUUCGGGAACUAGCUCGGCAUAUGGUGUCAUACGGUCCAGCUCAUGUGGCAGCUGCAAAGCGGCUGCUGCGUUACCUGCGAUGGUCUAGCCAUUACAGCAUCCUGCUAGGCGGUAACAAACCGAAGUCCGAGCCACCGACAUUCACUGCCAUGACCGAUUCUGACUGGGGAACAGACCCUUCGACUCGGAAAUCGGUCUCUGGCUUUGUCAUUCUCAUGGGGAAAUCACCGAUAGCCUGGAGCUCGAAGCAACAAGCAGUCGUUGCGUUGUCGUCUUGCGAAGCUGAGUAUCUCGCCACCACUCAUUGUGCCAAGGACGUCCUGUGGUUCCGCAACCUCUUCCACGAGCUAGGCUUCACCCAACGACAUGCGACUACCCUGUUCUGUGACAACCAGGGCACGGUUGCAUGCAUGCAUGACCCACACGCUCACUCCAGAAUGAAGCACAUAGCCAUCCGCGAGCACUUCAUCCGUGACUGCACAAUUCGCCGACUCAUCGAUGUCAUUCACGUGGGUCGCCGACCUAUUCACGAAGCCAUUGGCGCAACCGACACACUCGAAGUGGAUCCAAAUGCUCAACCUCGACGUGGGUCAUGGGGGGGUGUUAUCAGGUGACCAACGCCGAUAACAUAAUCGAUUGGAUUACACCGUGACAUCUAAUGUGACCUGGGCAGAGCAGUAGACCCUAUCGGUCUUACCUGCUCUGUACCAGGUGCGUACACUAUUCUAUCUGGUCUGUAUACAUAAUAGAUCGGUCUUACUUGCUCUGUACCAGUUCGCUUAAUAAUUUCCCCAUUGGCCAGCGGGUUCAGGGGCAACUUUUUCAGUGUUGGCGGGCAACGCGCCUGGGUCAGGAAGGCCAAGUGCACCCGUGACUAGUGCUGCGAUGGCUGCUGGUUCAUAUCCUGGUUGCUUCAUAUGCCUUAACCCCCAAAAAACUUCUCGUAAAUUUCUUAUUGCGAACUGUGAAGCCGGUCGGACAUGGAAAUUUUCAAGCAGUCGUGUGGUGAUGAGAUCAGACUUCAAUCUAAGCACAUAGUGUGGGUAGUUCAUUGAAAAU